AUGUCCAAGCUCGACCUUGCUACCCAAGCUCGACCGUAUCGUAAAACCCUCGGGUCAAGCUCGAGAUUCAGCUUGAUUUUUGCCUCCAAGCUCGACCGUAUCGUAAAACCCUCGAGUCAAGCUCGAGAUUCAGGUUUGUCCAAGCUUGACCUCAGCUCCGUAGUCAAUGUCCAAGCUUGA
Coprinopsis cinerea okayama7#130 is the source of this 180-nucleotide messenger RNA. RefSeq lists its product as hypothetical. Lineage: Eukaryota; Fungi; Basidiomycota; Agaricomycetes; Agaricales; Psathyrellaceae. The record is from RefSeq and is a predicted model, not a curated record. The transcript is spliced from 2 exons. The coding region runs from base 1 to 180 and encodes 59 amino acids.